UAAUGAGGUUGUAGCAGUUCGUGCAACCAGACCCCAGUCCGCUAGGCGGCGGCAUUAUAUCCUAAAACUAGAGGCAGGUUAACCGGAAGAGAAGGUCAGUCGUCGGAGAAGAAACGCUAGUCGAGCGUUUGAUGAACGAUUCUCACUAAAACAUGGCGGGCAAGUCAGGGGAGGAGCGGCUGAAGGAGAUGGAGGCUGAGAUGGCUCUUUUUGAGCAGGAGGUUCUUGGUGGAUCAGUAUCAGGAAGUCCUCCUCUCAUUGAGCCCAUCCCUCUAGCCUUGGCUGUCCCAACAGUGCCAAUGGUGCGACCCAUCAUAGGGACCAACACUUACAGACAGGUCCAGCAGACGCUAGAGGCCAGAGCAGCUAGUUUUGGUCCUCCUCCAGCGUUUGUGGGUCCAGUUCCUCCAGUUCGUCCUCCUCCACCUCCCAUCAUGAGACCAGCCUUUGUCCCACAUAUUCUACAGAGACCAGGUGGUCAGAGGCUGCCAGUGAUGCGAGGUCCUCCAGUAGCCCCACCUCUGCCACGCCCUCCUCCACCUCCACCCAUGAUGGUUCCUCCAUCUCUGCCACAGGGGGGCGCUGCACCCAUUCAGCACCUGUCAGCUGCUCCCCGGGUUGGUGAGAUGGUGGCUGCCCCCAUGGUUCCCACUCCUCCAAGACCAGUCAACCCAUCGCUGGUCAAACCAACACCGUCCAUCAUCCAGGCGGCGCCCACCGUCUACACGGCCCCUCCAGCCGCGGUGGUCCAGAGGAAGGCUGAGGUCCAGGCCCAGAGACAAGCCAGGAUGGAGGAACUGGCAGCACGAGUGGCAAAGCAGCAGGCGGCUGUCAUGGCGGCGGGUCUGCUGGACAGGAAGGACAGCGAUGAGAGCAGCUCUGUUAUUGGCCCCAGCAUGCCGGAGCCUGAGGUCCCUCACAUCGAGGUGAUGCCUGUGGAAAGUGUUACUGAGGACAAAAAGAAAGGGAAAAACGAAAAGGUGAAGAAGUGUAUCCGUAUAGCUGCAGGAUCAACCUGGGAGGACCCCAGUCUGUUGGAGUGGGAGUCAGAUGAUUUUCGUAUAUUCUGUGGAGAUCUGGGUAACGAGGUCAACGAUGACAUCCUGGCCAGAGCCUUCAGCAGAUACCCUUCCUUCCUCAAAGCUAAAGUGGUCCGUGAUAAACGGACUGGGAAAACAAAAGGCUACGGCUUCGUCAGCUUCAAAGACCCGAAUGACUACGUGAGAGCCAUGAGAGAAAUGAACGGAAAGUAUGUUGGGAGUCGUCCUAUCAAGUUAAGAAAAAGUAUGUGGAAAGAUCGCAACAUCGAGGUGGUCCGCAAGAAACAGAAAGAGAAGAAGAAGCUUGGCCUCAGAUAGUGUUUGAUGCUCCUGGAGGGGCUGUGUGUUUGUUCUUGGCAGAUUUUCUGUCAAAUGCCGGACCUGUUGUACACUCAUACUUAAUACAUCCCAAUGUCCCCUCAGAGCUCCUGGUGUCUACAGGUUAGGGUGAGUGGAAACCUAUUAGAUUGUUCUCAUAAGGAUAGCAACACAUGCAAGAGAGGAGACCUUGGAUUCUUUGUGGCAAUACUAUAGGAUGUGAUGGUUAAGAUCUCAAAUAAAACUUGUAUCAAAGCUAAA
This is a messenger RNA of Xiphophorus couchianus (Monterrey platyfish), 1619 nucleotides long. It is a transcript of the gene rbm42, whose product is annotated as RNA binding motif protein 42. NCBI's taxonomy places the organism in Eukaryota, Metazoa, Chordata, Actinopteri, Cyprinodontiformes, Poeciliidae. Gene Ontology annotation, molecular function: mRNA binding. The record is from RefSeq and is a predicted model, not a curated record. The transcript has 12 exons. The coding region runs from base 153 to 1358 and encodes 401 amino acids.